CGCGCUGCUGACGAGCAGAGAGGUCAAUGGCAGAGUUUCAGAGCCAUGUGAGACUGGAUACAGACUAUGUUAUGUUUAUCGCUUUUAUUCCCUAAGGUUGGACUGAGAACAGUUGCCAGAUACCUCGCGCUUAUGUGAGUGAGUCAGACUGUUUGCCGCAAGACCGAGUGUGGUUUCUUCGCUGCAAAUUGAGUUAGCCAAGUUAGCUUAGCCACCGCCAUUGCGGGAGAGUCCCUACUCGCAUUUUCCCCUGUAUGUAACGUUAUGUCGGAGGGGAUCGCAGGACCUGCGGAGCUUCAGUGGACAUGUCGGGUGUCGUGGAUGGACUUCUCUUGCUGCUGGGUGAGGCUGAGGACUGCGCUGCUCAUCGCUGCUGUGCAUACAAGGGAUUUUCCUCGCGGUAGGAGUUAUUGCCAUUGGCCAUACGGAGGUUAAAGCUGGAGUCUACGAUGUUGGAGAGAUUUGAAAGUUGCAUCUUCUCCACACUCUUCCUCCUCCCUCCUGUGCUCCAUCUGACGUCAUGCGUCCUCCCCUCUGAGCUCCGUUUCGCCCUCCCCUUUCCACCGCCUACCGACACACCUCCUCAGGUGGGAAAAGGAGCCGGCACAGCGUGAGUUUUGAGAGGAGAGAGAGGACUGACUUGCACCAAGAGCAACGUUAUCACUUACAGAGUUCACAUGACAGCACAUCAGGGUCCCCGGCUCCGAGCACGUCCACGGGCCGAGGUCGCGCUCGAGGCUGCGGACGAAGGGGUUGAGGUGGGAGAGGAGGAAGAGGUAGAGGACGGCGAGCCGGCUGCGGUUUACUGUUGGAACUACAGCUUUAACCGGAGGACCUGCAGCGGAUACAGGCUCUCCAAGCAGAGCGGAUCGCUUAUGAGAUCCCAGCACUGUGAAGCCAAGGGCUGAGUUAAAGGACGACAUCAAGACAUCUUCCCUCCAAGAUGCUGUACUGUCCUGUGAGCCAGAAAGCAAACACCAGCAUAUUUCUCCCAUCAAACCAAACAGACAAGGUGACUUCCUUGAACCUGUUCACCAUUUCCCUCCAUGGCAUUUUCGCUUCCAUUGGUAUAUUCGAAAACCUCCUCAUCCUGGGAGUAGUGGGCUUCCAUGUCCGUCGCUCUGUCAUCAGCAUCUGGAUCCUGAACCUCGCUGCCUCUGACCUGCUGGCCACCUCUUCCCUGCCCUUCUUCACCCUCUACAUGGCCCGCGGCAACACCUGGACCUUGGGCCCGACCUUCUGCCGCAUCCAUUCUUCCAUCUUCUUUCUCAACAUGUUUGUCAGUGCCUUCCUGCUGGCGGCCAUUUCUAUGGACCGCUGUCUGGUGGUGCUGAGACCCGUCUGGGCGCAGAACUACAGGAACAUCCGACUAGUGGGGAAGAUUUGUGGGGUGCUUUGGGCCUUAGCUGUGCUGUUCACCAUCCCCUUCUACAUCUUCCGUGAUACCAUUCCUCUUCCUGGUGGCAAGAUCCUGUGUUACUACAAUUAUGCUCGCCUCCUCCCUGCUGAACCCUUUGACCUAGAAGCUUUGUGUAAGCAGCGUAAGGAGGCCUUGGCCCUCAUGAGACUCUUCCUCGCCUUCCUGAUCCCUCUACUGAUCAUCAUCCUGAGCUAUGCUGCCGUGAAUACCAGCUUGGCGCGCAGAGGCUGUCGACGCCCUUUCCGUUUCGUUCGGCUCGUAGUGGCUGUGGUGGUGACUUUUAUUCUCUGCUGGGCUCCGUACCACUUCUUCAUAGUCUUGGAGGUGAUGGCCCCCAAUGGGCAUUCUGCACAGAAAUUUGCAAGCCGUGCGCUCCCAAUCGCAGCAACUAUCGGCUUCCUGAACAGUGUCCUUAACCCCAUUCUGUAUGUGUUCAGCUGCCCUGAUCUGUGCAGGAAGAUCAGACACUCUCUGGGUGCGGUGAUGGAGAGCGUUCUGGCUGAGGAUCUGGCAGAGCUGUCCCGGCGCCGCAGCACCGCUCGCACCUCUCUCAGCAACACCACCGAGGUUAUGUUAAAGAAGAAUGCUAUUACCACCUAUACAAAAGCAGAUGAGCAAGACCAAACUGAAAAUCUUGUUAACCCUGCUCAGAGCUGAACGAUAAUAUUGCGUUAAUGCUCUAACAGUGCCCAGGCUAUUAUUUGCUUCUUUAAAACAUAUCUAUAUACGACACAGGCCUUUAUUGUAACAAUUAUAGCUUAGCAUAUUUCAGUUAGAAGUUAGUGUUCUGAUCUGCUCCAGUUUGAAUUUGCUGUUGAUAGCAAUUGAUGUUAAUUCCAAAGCAAAACGUAUACCAUGUUUACCUGCCAUCUCUGUAAAUACUUACACUACAACAACAGUUAAGACAUACUCAGCUAUCUACUGCUGAGAAAUAUAGUUUUCAUCCACCUCCUAUCACUUUCUAAUUCCCUUUGCUUCCAUGAUGGGUUUGUUUGAGUUGAUGCUGUCAGUGAAAUGCAAUUCUUCCUGCACUGAUGUUUCAAAGUAAAACCCAUCCAGUGGCUCUGAAAGUGUUCGGUGCUUCAUUCCAAAGUGGUGGGAAUAAACAAGAGAGGUAGAUGAAUAAUAAGGAAAUAACCUAAACAAACAGAAAAAAAUAAAUAUCUCUUUGUGCUCAAAACAUUAUUACAUUUAAAGGGAUAGUUCACCUCAAAAUCAAAAAUACGUAUCUUAGUGUGCCUUUACUCAUGAGCAAGUGGCUAAUGCUCAUGACAGUGUGAGGGUAAGCUGUUGCGUUAGCUAGCUCAGUGGUGCUAGGUGAGCUAGCAGUAGACUCACGCUUUUUUCUGCGCAGUGAUAAAGUUGGUGAGUGUAAUCUGCUCACAACAAGGUCUGUGGGUUAUCUUGGGAAACCAGGUCGUGAUUUCUGGAAAGAGACAUUGCUGUUGAAUUUUUCAUAUACAUUUUUUUGGCACUUUGAGCACCACAAGCCGAGUACCAUCUAGUUCCAUUGUACUGGAGAGAAGGCAGGCAUCUCUAAGGCCAAUAUCUCAGACACUCGGCAACUCACACCAAAACUAUCCAGACUGAUAAACAGCACUACAGCUAACAGGAAAAAUAUGUAUUUUUGAUAAUGGGAUGAACUGUCCCUUUAAAAUAAUUAACUAAGACAUGCUUUCAGUUAGGGGACAGGGCCCACUGGAUGCAAGUCAUAAAUCUUACCAACAAGUUCAACUGGAAUAACCCCCUUCAUUCUUGGUAGGCUUUUACUUUGAAAGACAGGCAGGAAGUAUUACAUUUCAUUGGUAGAAACCUAAUCAUUUAAAAAAGACAGCCGAGUGGAUUUAGGAUUUAGAAUUUAGGAUUUAGACCCCAAAUGAAUGGCGACUGCUGGAACAAACAUACCACCUCCUUUAUGAUUUUGUUUUUAAUCAAAUGAUUAAUAGAUGUGUAUAUUUUGGUGGACGUACAUUAUUGCUCCUUUUUUUUUUUGCCUCUAUGACUUCAUAAAAGGAUCGCGCUGUAAGUCACAGACACAUGAGGUUAAAAAAAGAAGAAAAAAAAACAUUUCUCUCACCUGAUGUUAUCAGUUGCUGCAGUUGCUACAUAAAGUAUGCUCUUGCUUCUAUAAUAGAAAACAGAUGAUAGAGAUUAAACGUUGUACUGUAUAUAUGCUCCAAUGCUUAAUACUUUCAACUUAUGUAAUGUCUGUAUGUUUUAAUGUUGGGAAGUUUGUAAACAUUAAUAAAUACAAAGGGAAGUGUUCUGCUGUUGCAGUGCAACACUUGCCUUGCUGUUAUAACCACA
This is a messenger RNA of Epinephelus moara (kelp grouper), 3727 nucleotides long. RefSeq names its product prostaglandin D2 receptor 2-like. Gene Ontology annotation, biological process: inflammatory response; positive regulation of cytosolic calcium ion concentration; complement receptor mediated signaling pathway. Gene Ontology annotation, molecular function: complement receptor activity; G protein-coupled receptor activity. NCBI's taxonomy places the organism in Eukaryota, Metazoa, Chordata, Actinopteri, Perciformes, Serranidae. The coding region runs from base 944 to 2077 and encodes 377 amino acids. The record is from RefSeq and is a predicted model, not a curated record. The transcript is spliced from 4 exons. Gene Ontology annotation, cellular component: plasma membrane.